UUGUCUCUCACAGCCUGUCUAUAAAGACAUUUGCACUUAAUUAUUCACAGAGAGAGAGAUAGAAAGAGAUAAAGAUAAGCUUUUGAAGAAGAUGAAGAAUAAUAAUACCAACACAACAAGAAGCAAUCUGGUGAAAGAUAAUGAACUGUUUCAUGUGAUUCACAAAGUCCCUUGUGGAGAUACUCCCUAUGUCAAAGCCAAACAUGCUCAGUUGAUAGAGAAGAACCCGGAGAUGGCAAUAGUGUGGUUUUGGAAAGCCAUAAACACAGGAGACAGAGUAGAUAGUGCUCUCAAGGACAUGGCUGUUGUAAUGAAACAACUUGACCGUCCCGAAGAGGCCAUCGAAGCCAUCAAAUCCUUUCGUCCUCGUUGUUCCAAGAACUCCCAAGAUUCCCUAGACAAUGUCCUCAUCGACCUAUACAAGAAGUGCGGGAGAAUGGAGGAGCAAGUUGAGCUGUUAAAGAGGAAGCUAAGGCAGAUCUAUCAAGGAGAGGCUUUCAAUGGUAAACCUACCAAGACCGCUAGAUCCCAUGGCAAAAAGUUUCAAGUGACCGUUCAACAAGAAAUCGCAAGACUACUGGGGAACUUGGGGUGGGCAUAUAUGCAACAAGCCAAGUACUUAUCCGCAGAAGCGGUAUACAGAAAAGCUCAGAUGGUUGAGCCAGACGCUAGCAAAUCAUGCAACCUAGCGAUGUGCCUUAUCAAACAAGGAAGGUUUGAAGAGGCAAGAGCACUUCUUGACGAUGUAUUUACCUCUAGGGUUUUGGGUGCAGAUGAUUGUAAAACAAGGCAACGAGCGGGUGAGCUUCUGAGUGAGCUAGAGGCUUCGUUACCUCGUCGGCUAGAUGCUGAGAUGGAGGAUGUCUUUGGAAAUAUCUUAGACGAUGACUUUGUUAUUGCCAUCGGGCUUGAAGAGAUGACAGCCAGUAAUUAUAGAUCUAAGAGACUCCCAAUCUUUGAACAGAUCUCCUCUUUUAGAAAUCAGUUAGUUUGCUAAUGAUUUGCAUUUCAUGUUUCUUAUGUAUCAUACAGUUCAUGUUUAAUAGUCUUGAUGGGUUAGAAAAUACAUGUGUUAUGUUUUCUUAUGUAAAUUUGUAUAUACAAACAACAAUAAUAAUGUCAUUUUACUUCUUUUUUU
Messenger RNA from Brassica oleracea var. oleracea, 1138 nucleotides. RefSeq names its product protein SULFUR DEFICIENCY-INDUCED 1-like. Lineage: Eukaryota; Viridiplantae; Streptophyta; Magnoliopsida; Brassicales; Brassicaceae. The record is from RefSeq and is a predicted model, not a curated record. The coding region runs from base 92 to 997 and encodes 301 amino acids. The transcript is spliced from 4 exons. Gene Ontology annotation, molecular function: protein binding.